Penicillium argentinense is the source of this 2415-nucleotide messenger RNA. Its product is annotated as beta-glucosidase. The coding region runs from base 1 to 2415 and encodes 804 amino acids. The record is from RefSeq and is a predicted model, not a curated record. Gene Ontology annotation, biological process: glucan catabolic process. Gene Ontology annotation, molecular function: beta-glucosidase activity. The transcript has 7 exons. NCBI's taxonomy places the organism in Eukaryota, Fungi, Ascomycota, Eurotiomycetes, Eurotiales, Aspergillaceae.
AUGUUAUCUGCAAAGCAGAUUAGCCUGGCUGUGGCCAUUCUCUCUCUGUGUGAAUUGGGCCAGACAAAGCAAAAUAUUACUUCAGACACCCACUUUUAUGGACAGUCUGAGCCUGUGUACCCCUCUCCACAGGGGAAAGGGACUGGUGACUGGGCUGAUGCAUAUGCAAAGGCCGCAGAGUUGGUCUCGAAAAUGACACUGGAAGAGAAGAACAAUCUUACAUACGGCACCGCUAAUACAGACAAUGGAUGCUCGGGGAUCAUUCCAGCUAUACCGCGUCUUGGGUUUAAUGGAAUGUGUCUUCAGGAUGCUGGCAAUGGGGUUCGCUACACGGACUUUGUUAAUAGCUACCCAAGCGGCAUUCACAUUGGAGCGAGCUGGAACAAGUCUCUUGCCCAUGACCGGGGCUGGCAUAUCGGUGGCGAGUUUCGGAAAAAGGGUGUCCAGGUUGCUCUGGGACCUGUUGUUGGUCCUUUGGGACGAAUUACAACUGGCGGUCGAAACUGGGAAGGAUCAUCGAAUGACCCAUACCUUGACGGUGUUAUUGGCGCAGAGACUGUUCGAGGUCUUCAGAGCCAGGGUGUGAUUUCCAGUGUGAAGCAUUUUAUUGCCAACGAGCAAGAGCUUUAUCGGAACCCGACCGUCAACUCAGAGAAUGAGACAGUCGCAUCGUUAUCAAGUAAUAUCGAUGACAAGACAAUGCAUGAGCUAUACCUCUGGCCUUUCCAAGAUGCUCUCAAGGCCGGCGCGGCUAACAUCAUGUGUUCGUAUAACCGAGUCAACAACUCCUAUGCUUGCCAAAACAGCAAGACCUUGAAUGGCCUCCUGAAGACAGAGCUCGGGUUUGAAGGGUUUGUCGUCACUGAUUGGAACGCUCAGCACUCCGGUGUGGCUGCAGCUCUGGCGGGUCUUGACAUGGCUAUGCCGGACGGUCAGUCGUUCUGGGGCAAUAACUUCACUGAAGCUAUCAACAAUGGCAGCGUGUCGGAAUCUCGUCUGGAUGACAUGGCAACAAGAAUCAUUGCGUCCUGGUACAAGCUAGGCCAAGACGAGGCCAGCUAUCCCAAGCCUGGCGUCGGAAUGCCAUACAAUGUUAGCGGGCCUCAUGAGAUCGUGAAUGCUCUGAGUCCCGAUGCCAAGCCCGUGAUCUAUGAGGGCGCGGUGGAGGGCCACGUGCUCGUCAAGAACGAGAACAACGCGCUGCCUCUCAAAUCGCCGAGGCUAAUCUCCGUGUUUGGAUACGACGCCAAGGCUCCGCCUGCCUACAUGCCAAACGGAGGGAAUCUUUUGACGAAUCCUUGGCAAAUCGGGUUCGAGCCAGCUGUCUUCCAACUCGCGGAUGCAUUUGUGUCAACCGCCCUGGACGAGCCACUGUACUACCAAGUGGCAUUCAAUGGCACCCUCAGUGUUGGCGGUGGCUCUGGUGCCAACACCGGCCCCUACCUGAGCGCUCCUCUGGAUGCACUCCAACAGCGAGCUUACGAAGACAGCUCGGUCGUCAUGUGGGAUACAUCCGAUUUGCCCGGAUCCACCGGACUGAUGGAGGCAUCGGACGCAUGUUUAGUCUUCAUCAAUGCCUUCGCGACCGAGAGCAUGGACCGUUCCGGGGUGCGUGACGAAUAUUCAGAUGAUCUCGUCACUCGGGUUGCAAAUACCUGCGCCAACACGAUUGCCAUCAUCCAUAAUGCUGGGACUCGUCUCGUGGAUCAAUUCGUUGACCAUCCGAACGUCACUGGUAUUGUCUUUGCUCACUUGCCAGGUCAGGAUUCGGGUCGUGCUAUCGUUUCUCUGCUCUAUGGAGACGAGAACUUCAGCGGCAAGCUGCCAUAUACCGUUGCGAAGAACGAGUCGGACUAUAAGAACUUCUACCAUACCUACACUGAGACGCCUUAUGGUCUGUUCCCGCAGGAUGACUUUGAUGAAGGCGUCUUUAUCGACUACCGCUAUUUCGAUGCCCAUAACAUCACACCCCGAUAUGAAUUUGGGUUUGGUCUUUCUUACACUUCGUUCGAGUUCUCCGACCUUCAGGUCUCUGCCGUGGAAGAUGGAAUAGCUGAAUAUCCCAGCGGUGCAGUUGAGCAAGGCGGCGCUGUUGAUCUCUGGGAGACAGUGGCUACAGUCACAGCAACCGUGAGCAAUAUUGGAGAUCGAGUGGGUGCCGAAGUUGCUCAAAUCUACGUUGGCAUUCCCAAUGGGCCCGUGAAGCAGCUUCGUGGUUUUGAGAAAGUGAAGAUCCCCGCACGGGGCUCAGCCGAGGUCUCUUUCCCUUUGACUCGACGUGACCUCAGUACCUGGGAUGUGGUUGCUCAGAAGUGGCAGCUUCAGAGCGGAAGUUACGGGAUCCACGUUGGCUCCUCGAGUCGGAGUCUUCCUCUGACCAGCACUCUGAAGAUUAGCAGCGGUCAAAGUUCAUGA